AUGAUGACGUGCCGUCUGCUGUGCGCCCUGUUGGUGCUCGCCCUGUGCUGCUGCCCGUCCGUGUGCGUGACAGCGAAUGGAAACGGUGCUCAAAAUACCACCACGACGACCACGACGUCAAAAGCGCCAACUACUACUACUACUACUACUACCACUUCGACAACCACCACGACAACCACUACGACAACCACUACGACGACGACUACGACGACAACAACGACAACAACAACAACGACAAAAGCGCCAACCACUACGACGACGACAAAAGCGCCAACCACUACUACUACCACGACGACGACGACAGAAUCACCCAAACCUUUGGACACGACAAAGGAACAAACAAAAACUGCGGCUGCUAGUACAGAGGCGCCAAGUAUGACGACUACUAAAGCACCAGUUAAUAAGGAUAAACUCGAACGGCCGAUCCCUCGCGGUACUAACGGCAGCUUCAGCGGCUCUGCGUGGGUGUGUUCCUUGCUGGUGCUUGCCGUGUCCGCGCUGGCGUACACCACUCUGGGCUGA
Molecule: messenger RNA, 522 nt
Organism: Trypanosoma cruzi
Lineage: Eukaryota; Euglenozoa; Kinetoplastea; Trypanosomatida; Trypanosomatidae
Product: mucin TcMUCI, putative
Exons: 1
Coding region: 1-522 (173 amino acids)
Source: RefSeq, a predicted model, not a curated record